GAUAACGACUCUCUGGGGACGAUGGGAGAGCGGCGUCGUCGCGCCUCUAGCUAAAGAAAAAGGCCCUUUUCCUUCGCGAGUGACAUUAUAGUAGUCGUCUUUGCCUCGGCCACCCAAACACGCCCACGCGCGCGCGCCCACCCACGUCGUCGUCGUGGAGGAAGGUAGAGAGGGGGUUUCACGGAAAUUAAGUAAGGGCGGACGCGGUGCCCCCGUCAAGACAGUGUUUUUCGCUAAUGAGACUAUAGGAGCCGUAGUACUAGUGUGGUUUGGUGGUGGCGCCUCUCUCCUCCUCUACUGUAUAACAUUUCCAGCGGACGACGAGCGCUUACGCUAAAUAGUCUCAUAAUCGUCAUAUUUUUUUUUUUUUUUUAUCUUUUUUUAUAUUUAAUCUCUCUCCCUCUCCUUCUCCCUCUCUCUCUCUCCUGCUUGUAAAACACCCCCUUCGGCUCUAACCGCAAAUUACUGUUGCUUAAACAGAGAGAGAAAGAGUAAUUAAGUUCCCGACGACCAGCGCGAGAAGAGACAUCAGUUAGAAUUGGAAUCGAAAUUUAUGUAAAUGGAAAAUUGACGCAUAAUGGAUGAUUCCAAACGUUGCGUUAGAACUCUCCGCUGACUGAGCGUAGGUCUAAAUCCCGUCAACAGUUAUCCCGUUUGUUAAGUUACAGUUUUUGAGUUUGUUAUAUAUAAAUAUAUAUAUAAAACCGCGGAGUGAUGCGUGUAGUAGUACCACUGACCGAAUUCCACGAUGUGCGGGACCACCGAAGGGCGCCGCGGUGGUCGCUGUCGUAGGGACUUCAACAAGCGGGCAGACGACGACUUGGCAAUCGGCCGGCCAGCCCUCACGGCACCAGCAGGAGCAGCCACUACUCCUAGUACUAGUACGACUACUACUACUAUUCCUCCUACGGGUAACCGAGGACAGUGACGCAGAGACAAGACAGAGACUCCGAGUAUUUAUUUAAGUCUAUAAAAAGAGAGAUAAAUCCUCCGUUUUUUUUCCAAAUGACAUCGAUGUGUAGUACGUUGCGUAGUCCGAGUGUGAAGGACAUGUGCGACUCGUCCGAAAACAUGGACACGCGCUCCGAGCCCUCGCAGCAGGGCACGGACAACGACGGCGACGACGAGAUCUCCGUCGGGAGCCACUCGCCGCUCCCCCGCCAGGAUGACACCGACGACUCCAUGAUCGAGGUGGACGACAACACCAACGAGGAGGAGGAGGAGGAAGAAGAAGGCGACGACGAGAAGGGGGUGGCCAGCCCCAAGGUAGAGCCCCCGGACCCGGCCAUGAGCCCCGGGCCGCCCAGGACGCCGCCGGCGGCCCACCAGGGCAACAACGCCCUCCUCCACAGGUCCCUCAAGUUCUCCAUCGACAACAUCCUCAAGCCGGACUUCGGGAGGCGCCUCAAGUGCGUCGAGACGAGCGAGCAGCCCGUGGACCUCUCGCGCGACCCGAACCGCGAGGGCGGCAAGAAGGGAGGGGGGCCCUUGGAUCCGUCGAGGGCGCUGGCCGUGGCUCCCAACAGCCUGCUCAUGAAGGAGAGAGAGGGCACGGGGAGCACCCUCUGGCCGGCGUGGGUCUACUGCACCCGCUACUCCGACAGACCUUCUGCAGGUCCCAGAACGCGCAGGAUCAAGAAACGUGACAAGAAGGACGAGAAGCGGCCCCGGACGGCUUUCACCUCAGACCAGCUGGCCAGACUGAAGAAGGAAUUCCAGGAGAACAGAUACCUGACGGAGAAAGAGGCGGCAGGACCUAGCGAGAGACCUGGGCCUGAACGAGAGCCAGAUCAAGAUUUGGUUCCAGAACAAGCGAGCCAAGAUAAAAAAGUUCCUGGCCCUCUCCCAGCAGACCGCCGGCCAGAAGAAUCCGCUCGCCCUUCAGCUCAUGGCCCAGGGGCUCUACAACCACUCGACCAUCCCCAUCCGAGACGAGGACGAGGAGAAGCUCCUGCCGCCCGUAUGAUCCACGCCCUACGGGGGCCUGGGGGGGAGGAUCCUGCUGGGGGGACUUGGCUGAGGGAAAGAUGAACAGCUGCCUGCUCCAAAACAUCUCCCGCCGCUCUCCUUUUUAUUAUUAUUAUUUUUUUUGGAUGAUCUCUCUCUUUUUUUUUUUAUUUGAGAUCCUUGAUUUUUGAAAAGGGUCGAGUCACGGGAUUGGCGAAAAGGAGAGACGGAAGGAAGGAAGGGGAUCUGGCUGCUGCUGCUGCUACUGCGAUAUCCUGAUGAUGCUGAUAUCAUUUUUGAAGUCCUCCAUAGUUAGUACCGAAAAAUACAUCCGGCAGUGUAUGAAAUCGUACAUAUUUCAGAAGCCGAUGGCUGCUACAGUGGUCAGUUGUAAUCGGAGCCGAAAGGAAUGUGCUAUUUGGUAAUAUAUUAUGAUUUGUCAAUUUGCUUUGGAACCGAACUGAUUUGCUAUUUAACAAGUUCUUUGGCUUGCCGAAGGUGACAGGAAAUGAGUUGCUUGCAAGCACAUUUAAAAAAUAAAAGCAUUUAAAGAAGAAUAAAUUUCAAACCGUCAUGGAAUCUUGUUUAAAAAAAAGAGUGUAUUACGAAAAAUAAAUGAUUUCAUAUUUUCGAUAAAUAUACAAAAAUUACGUCAUUUUCGAGUGACUAUUGAUCAAACACCACUGUAAGCCGUUUCUGAAAAUACGCAUCAGAAAAAAAGUAAAAAGAAAUAAAGUCGUAGAUAAACAACAUUCCUUUUAAGUCCUCAAAAAAUUAAGGUACAAACCAACAAGUGAUUCUCACGUGAAAGGGCGAGAACGACUCUCUCGUGAUUCUUCUCCUAUCUGGGUAUUCGACAGGAAAAUAAAUCACGGAGGAUAAAUAACAGGUACGUAUGAUAACUUCAGCGCCGAGUCUACACUACAGGGAAAACUAGAGUAAGGCACGAGAACUCCUGUGCGUUUCGUACGAUGGUCGAUAACCUGGAGUCGUUCUUCCUUCCUCCAGAUGUACGAUGACUCUUACGUUUGGCAUCGCCCCCCACCCCCCAAAAUCCCCCCAAAUUUAGCUUCCAUUUUUCCAAGCAAAAAACAAACGUCUUGUUUUUUUCUUCUGAACGCUCGACUGUCAGAAAACAUAGCGUAGAAAUGUUCGUGGCAAAAAAAAAAAUUAAUAAUAAUAAUAAAUAAAUAAAUAAAUAAUAAUAAGUAGGUCUUGUCGCUCUGUGUGAAGACGCAUGAACGUGCAGUGAAAUAAAUAUUGGAAACUUGUAGAGAAAUAUAACCCACUACUAUUAAUGAAAAAUAAAACAAAACGCGUGGAUCUGCUGUGACCUAUAAUAGUUCCCAACCUCAGUUUCUACGGAAAUUCGUGUGUCCUGCCACUGAAGAAAACGGCAAAUACGCAGUAAAAAUGCACAAGUAUUAACCCCAAAAGUGAAUUUGUGUCAAAAGUGAAAAAAAAAAAAAAAAAAAACCAGAAAACUGACAAACACGCACCCAGAAAAAAAAAGUGAAAAAAAGAGAGAAGUGGAUUGUGGCGUCAAUAGAUAAAGGGAUUGUGAAGAAAAACGAACGAUUGUAAUCGUGAAAUAAGCUUAUUGAACUUCCUAAUUUUAUAUAAUACAUAAAGCAGUAGAUUUCUCCCAUUACAAUAAAAAAAAAAAAUAAAAGGUUAUAAUGGUAGUUUAAUGUUGGCGGGAAGGUCCGUAGAUUAUUUUGGCUGACU
Macrobrachium nipponense is the source of this 3675-nucleotide messenger RNA. Its product is annotated as homeobox protein engrailed-2b-like. Lineage: Eukaryota; Metazoa; Arthropoda; Malacostraca; Decapoda; Palaemonidae. The record is from RefSeq and is a predicted model, not a curated record. The transcript is spliced from 4 exons. The coding region runs from base 1006 to 2031 and encodes 341 amino acids. Gene Ontology annotation, cellular component: nucleus. Gene Ontology annotation, biological process: regulation of transcription by RNA polymerase II; neuron differentiation. Gene Ontology annotation, molecular function: DNA-binding transcription factor activity, RNA polymerase II-specific; RNA polymerase II cis-regulatory region sequence-specific DNA binding.